AUCAGCAGAAUCAAGGAGAAAGUGGAGGAGCAGUCGGGCGUGCCACCACAACAACAGCGGCUGAUCUUCAGUGGGAGGCAGAUGCCCGAUGAUAAAACAGCCAAAGACUUCAAUAUCACAGCUGGAUCAGUACUUCAUCUCGUUCUUGCUUUGCGUGGUGGUCAUUAUUGA
Molecule: messenger RNA, 171 nt
Organism: Pisolithus orientalis
Lineage: Eukaryota; Fungi; Basidiomycota; Agaricomycetes; Boletales; Pisolithaceae
Product: ubiquitin-related domain-containing protein
Exons: 2
Biological process (GO): modification-dependent protein catabolic process; protein neddylation; regulation of proteolysis
Cellular component (GO): cytoplasm; nucleus
Molecular function (GO): protein tag activity; ubiquitin protein ligase binding
Source: RefSeq, a predicted model, not a curated record